Molecule: messenger RNA, 1729 nt
Organism: Sceloporus undulatus (fence lizard)
Lineage: Eukaryota; Metazoa; Chordata; Lepidosauria; Squamata; Phrynosomatidae
Gene: POLD2
Product: DNA polymerase delta 2, accessory subunit
Exons: 11
Coding region: 192-1610 (472 amino acids)
Biological process (GO): DNA strand elongation involved in DNA replication; DNA replication
Cellular component (GO): delta DNA polymerase complex
Molecular function (GO): DNA binding
Source: RefSeq, a predicted model, not a curated record
GCACCAGGAGCUACUUAAAGGGGAAUAGUAGCAUUAUAAGAGCUGUAGUGAGGCCCUCUCUCAGGUGUCCUGAGGAGGACAUGGAGGACAUUUACAUCAUGUCCACAUAAAACCUAUAAGCUUUUUCUUCAGCUGUGACUGCACUGACAGAGAAACCUUCUACGUAUCCCUGAAGCCGACUGUCGGGGGCCAUGUUCUCGGCGCAAGCCGCCCCAUCCGCGCAGAGCCUCCUGGCCUCGCCAUCCGCAGUGCCCUCCACUUUCGCCCGCGUGCCAGUCUCCAACUACACCAACUGUUCACAGACCUUCAGGCUCGGAGAGCGGACGUUCAAUAGGCAGUAUGCCCAUAUCUAUGCUACACGGCUAAUUCAGAUGAGGCCGUUGUUGGUGGAGAGAGCACGUCGCACGUGGGGAAGCAACAUUACAGUGAAGAAACUUUGUGAACUGCAAGUAGCAGAGAAGUGCUGUGUAGUGGGAACACUCUUCAAAUCUAUGCAGCUUCAGCCAUCCAUCCUGCGGGAAAUCAGUGAAGAGCACAAUCUGCCACCACAGCCUCCCCGUACCAAGUACAUCCACCAGUCAGAUGAGCUGAUUUUGGAGGAUGAACUGCAGCGAAUCAAACUAGAAGGAGACAUACAAAUUGACAAGUUGGUGACAGGGACCAUUCUUGCUGUCUAUGGCUCAGAGAGGGAUGAUGGUAAAUUCCUUGUUGAAGGUCACUGCUUCGCAGAUAUGCCCACCCAGCUGCCUAUGAUGGGGCCCAACAUGGACAGGUUUGUUUUGCUGGUGUCAGGCCUUGGCCUUGGUGGCAAGAGUGGAGAAAGUCUCCUGGGUAUGCAGCUCCUUGUAGACAUGGUGACAGGACAGCUGGGUGCAGAAGGUGAACAGUCCAGUGCAGCCCUCAUUUCUCGAGUCAUUCUGGCAGGCAAUUUGCUCAGUCAGAAUACCCAGAGCAGAGACACCAUGAAUAAGGCAAAGUAUCUGACCAAGAAGACUCAGGCUGCCAGUGUGGAGGCUGUGAAAAUGCUGGAUGAAAUUCUGCUGCAGCUUAGUAUGUCUGUACCUGUAGAUGUAAUGCCUGGAGAAUUUGAUCCCACCAACUACACUUUGCCCCAGCAGCCGCUUCAUCACUGCAUGUUUCCUCUGUCAAGUGCCUACUCCACGCUGCAGCUGGUCACCAACCCCUACCAAGCUAAUAUCGAUGGGGUUAGAUUUUUGGGGACUUCAGGCCAGAACAUUAGUGACAUCUUCAAAUACAGCAGCAUGUCUGACUAUUUGGAAAUCCUAGAAUGGACCUUACGGAUUGGGCAUCUCAGCCCCACAGCCCCUGACACACUUGGCUGCUACCCGUUUUACAAGACAGACCCUUUCAUCUUCACUGACUGCCCUCAUGUCUAUUUCUGUGGGAAUGCCCCUUCCUUCAAAUCCAAAGUGGCCAAAGGUGAUGAUGGUCAGAAAGUCUUGUUGUUGACCCUUCCUGAUUUUAGCACAACACAGACUGCUUGCUUGAUCAAUCUGCGUGACCUCACCUGCCAGCCAGUUAGUUUCUCUGCCUUUGGUGUCAAUGACAGUGAUGAGGAAGAAGCUAUGAUAAUGGAGACUGACCAGUAGGAGGCAUGAUUUCUUGCUGCCUUGCCAGAUGGGGGGGCUUGGUGCCAUAUCCUACCCCCCACUAUGGUAUAUUUGAACUCUUGGCAGAGAGAAGACUACAUUAAAAAGUAUACCAUCUA